GAAACUUAACUAACAUAUCUUUACUGCGUCAUUUAAGAGAACAUUAUUUAUAUUUUAAACCUAAGCGACCAUAUUGCUUAACUUUUUUUCUGUUACUAAAGUAAAGAUGACCAGGAGCUCAUAUGGAAUACUAUAUGGACACGAGGAUGCGCCGGAAUUGCCGGAUUGUUUAUUCUGUCUUCACCACUUACUGAGGACUAUAACAUUGUAAUCUUAAAGAAAAGAAAGAAAUAUAUAUUUUUUUUAACAUUGACAAUUAUAAUAAUUUAUUGUUGAUCAAAAUAUCUGCAACGAGUUAUGUUCGUACCUCUUAAAGAACUUUGACGAUUUUAAUUCAUCUUUAAACACCACGCACACUUGUGAUCUACAACAUGUUUUAAUCACAAUGGAAAAUCAUUAACUUUGAGCGGCCCUGCGUGAAGAUGGGACCCUCGCAGCUAAACACUUCACCGAGUUAGCCAUGCAUCACGGUAAUUCAUCAGGCACUGUGCCACUCAACCCCUUUGCCAAUCACAGCCAGUGGACAGGGCAGGUGACCUCUCCAUCACUUGCCAGUCUUGAGAAUGUCACUUCGGAGAGACCAACACUGAGCGGCCCCAUAGCUGCAAUGCUUUCGAUGACCCUGGGCAUCCUGUCUAACAUUGUGGCUUUACUCAUCCUGGCAAAUGCAUAUGCCCGCCUCCGUCGACGAUCCAAAGCUUUCCUCCUGUUUGCGAGCUCUCUGGUGGCCACAGAUUUUGUGGGACAUAUCAUACCUGGCUCAAUAGUCAUGAGGCUUUACCUUUCUGGGGGUGUACCCUCUGGAGACUACAACAGGCAGGAUCCAUUAUGCCAGUUCCUAGGGGGCAGCAUGGUGUUUUUUGGCUUGUGCCCGCUCUUUCUUGGUUGUGCUAUGGCAGUUGAGAGGUGUUUGGGGGUCACAAAGCCAUUACUCCAUGCUUCGCUGGUUACGACCGCAAGGACUAAACUCUCUCUUUCUGUCAUCUGGUUGGCAGCAUUAUGUGUUGCCCUUCUACCGUGCUUCCAGCUGGGCUCAUACACCUACCAGUACCCUGGAACUUGGUGUUUCAUUAAAGUUCUUGAGGAUACAGAUGUGGCAGAUGUGGCUUUUGUUAUGUUGUUCUCAGGACUAGGGUUGACAUCCCUGGCUGUUGCUUUGGUGUGCAACACCAUAAGUGGACUGACAUUGGUAUUAGCCAGGAUACGAAAGAAACCCUGUAACCAUCGAUCAGCUAGGUCACAUGAUAUUGAGAUGGUGGUGCAGCUUGUGGGCAUAAUGGUCACUUCAUGUAUCUGCUGGAGCCCUCUUCUGAUUGUUGGCCUAUUUACAGUGACACAGUCAUACAAGGGCUCUAUAGAAGAUAACAUUGCCACCUAUAAGACCCUGAUGAUAAUGGGGGUGCGAAUAGCUUCAUGGAACCAGAUCCUAGACCCAUGGGUCUAUAUUCUUCUCCGUCGAGCCGUCAUCCAAAAGAUAUACCUCAUCACCAAACCUCAAAUCGACUUCAAAGAAAGCACAAUUGGCUGCUGGGAGAUCCAUUCCUUCCCUAGUUCUGAGAAGAAAACUGUCAGUCGAGUCUGAAAGUAAAUGAUAAGAAACAUCCCACAGUGUCAGUCAUUGUGAUACUGAGCUUCUAUAAAAUGGUAUUGUUCUGAAGUUUAAAGGUGCACUCAGGAAUUUAUUUCCUAUUUAAAAAGCUUUUACUUCUAAUUAAUUAAAUAGUGAUGUUGAGACAUAUAUAUGAAGAGUUCAGUCAUAUCAGUAACCUUAUAAAAGCUGUUUUAUUUUUACAUGGAGCAGGGGCGCCUCAUGGGGGCAGCCAUAUUAGGAUCACAUUACCAGAUGAAUACUACUCGCUUAAUCUCUGUAACUGCCCUGUUAUUGAACACUUUCGUUUGUGGAUUCAAAUAAUCUUGGUUUACUGUGACUAGUGAAUUUCUACAAUGGCAUUGCCAGGCCACUAAGUGUCAGUGUAAGCCAUACUUCGAAAUACCUAAAAAAAAAUAUUACUGAUUGCACCUUUAAUAGAAGUGUCAUUGUAGGUAAGGGGUGAUGAGCCUCAUGGAUUUGCACAGAAAUAAAGCAUGAGAUGAACAUUCCUAAUUCUCACUGUUGCAUAAUAGAGUAUAAUACGAAUUUGGCUGAACACAUUCAUGGCAGUGAAUAUAUAUAUAGGCCUAUGAUGUUUUCUCUUUUGGACCUUCAUUAGAGGAUACACUUUGGAUUUAGUAACUGAAGCAUUGAUAGAUCCAGAGUUGUAAAUUUAAGACAAUUCACUAUGUGUAAUACCAGAUCUGUCUAUUAAAAUGUGCCUGUCACAUAAGAGGUCAGAGCUCACAGAAAACAUAUUGAAGUGUUUUUAAUUGGAAGUUCACUAAAAGUUAAUUGAUCAACAAUGUAUAUUAACUGUGAAAGAGUUUGUUAAGAGAUAUGUUACUCUGCAUAAUGUUGUUGUAUAAUUUAUUGCUUCUGUUAUC
Messenger RNA from Xyrauchen texanus (razorback sucker), 2478 nucleotides. RefSeq names its product prostaglandin E2 receptor EP1 subtype-like. The coding region runs from base 461 to 1582 and encodes 373 amino acids. NCBI's taxonomy places the organism in Eukaryota, Metazoa, Chordata, Actinopteri, Cypriniformes, Catostomidae. Gene Ontology annotation, cellular component: plasma membrane. The transcript has 3 exons. The record is from RefSeq and is a predicted model, not a curated record. Gene Ontology annotation, molecular function: prostaglandin E receptor activity; thromboxane receptor activity. Gene Ontology annotation, biological process: adenylate cyclase-activating G protein-coupled receptor signaling pathway; positive regulation of cytosolic calcium ion concentration; inflammatory response.